UCGGAGUAUCGAUACCCAUCCCUAAUUAGUAGACACGUCAUGGUUGACAAAACAAUUGAUUCUUAAAUUCAUAAAUAAACAUACACAAAAGCCAUAAUUACAUGUUAAUUCGCUAAAAACAUGGUUUACAUAGACCGCAAUGGUCGGAUCUGGGAGAAGCGUCCUUGGGACUGGCAACGUGUUGUUGAAAUAUUCGUGGGACUCUGGUACAUAAUAUUGCAAUUUUUUCAGACAUUAUUAGCGCCCUUUAAUGGUGGCAAUGGCCAUAACCGCGAUAACCGCAACAGCCGCAGUAGUGGCUGGGGCAGUGGUGGAGGAGGCGGAGGUGGUGGCGGCAGCGGUGGUGGAGGAGGAGGAGGAGGUGGUGGUCUAAGGCCAAACCGACGAAUUGGACGCAUACAGCAACAAGAUCCUGUGAACGGCUCAGCAUGUUCCAUGGGCGGCGGAUGAGGAUAGUAGCGGCGUCCUUGAGCAAAGAGCUUGUGCUCUGCUCGGUCGCCGCUGAACGGUAAAUCUGCCCAACUUCAAGAUUAGAUAUCGCAAGUUUCUUUGCGCUUAUGACGCAGCAUCCACAAACUCAAAACCGAGUGGGAUGCUUCUGACCAAAAUUCUAUGCGAAGUUGGGGCGAACAUUUGAUGGAGUUAUGAAUAAUUUUCCAACUCGAUUUUUGGUUUAAGUUUGUUUAUUUAACAAAAACUUUUAUUACAAAUUAAUCGUAACUGCUGAUAAAAAUAGUAACAUUCUCUAACAUCUAUAAAUUUCUCAUUUAUUAAAAAAAAGCUUUAUAUGUAAAUAUAUAUUAAAAUAAUUAAACUGGUAUAAAUGCUUGACAAAUUUAAA
Drosophila innubila is the source of this 841-nucleotide messenger RNA. RefSeq names its product glycine-rich selenoprotein. Gene Ontology annotation, biological process: endoplasmic reticulum calcium ion homeostasis; calcium ion transport. NCBI's taxonomy places the organism in Eukaryota, Metazoa, Arthropoda, Insecta, Diptera, Drosophilidae. Gene Ontology annotation, cellular component: Golgi apparatus; endoplasmic reticulum membrane. Bases 121 to 450 code for a protein of 109 amino acids. The transcript has 3 exons. The record is from RefSeq and is a predicted model, not a curated record.